UGGUUGAAAUUUGAAGAGAAAAGAGGAAAUAUGAAGAGGGUAUGUAUAACCGGAGCAGGAGGGUACAUUGGCUCAUGGGUUGUGAAGCUUUUGCUUUCCAAAGGUUAUAUGGUCAAUGGAACUGUUAGAGACCCAUGUGAUGAGACAAAGAAUGGUCAUUUGAAGAAGUUGGAGAAUGCUGAAGAGAGGCUUCAUCUUUUCAAGGCAGAUUUGUUGGAUUUUGAAAGCCUUUGCGCCGCCUUUGCUGGUUGCUCUGGAGUUCUUCAUGUUGCGUCUCCUGUUCCUCUUCAUGUUGCCUCUAAUAUUCCUGGUAGUCGUGUACCUAAUCCUCAGGUUGAAAUACUAGAUCCUGCUAUAUUAGGAACACAAAACGUAUUAAACGCGUGUUUGCAGGCUAAAGUCGAAAAGGUUGUGGUUGUCUCUUCCGGAUCUGCUGUUUUAGUUAAUCCCAAGUGGCCUCCCGACAUGGAACUGGAUGAAAGUUGUUGGACAGAUAUAGAAUACGCCAAUUCAAUCCAAGAUUGGUAUGGUGUAUCCAAGACAACAGCCGAGAUGGAAGCUUUAAAUUUUGGAAAACAACAUAGCUUGACAGUAGUAACAAUUUGUCCAUCCUUAAUCAUCGGACCAAUGUUGCAGUCUACCAUUAAUGCUACUAGCUUACUACUUUUGAGCUACAUCAAAGGGGAAGGUAGAUCGGUAAUAGACACGAUGGAGAACUUAAAACGUCCAUAUACAGACGUGCGUGACUUGUCGGAGGCGAUUUUAUUGUUGUAUGAAAAUCCUGAAUCCAAUGGAAGAUAUGUAUGCUCAGCUUACUCACUUGGGACAAAGGAAGUUGUUGCAAAAAUGCAGAGCUUGUUUCCAGGCUACAAUUAUCCCACAACCUUUAUAGAUAGGCGUGAUAUACCUCCACUAAACUCGAAAAAGUUGUUGAAAUUGGGAUGGAACUACAGGCCAUUGGAAGAGACCAUAGUUGACACCAUCAAGAAUUAUGAAGAAACCGGUUUAAUGGAGAAUGGGAAACCAUUUCCAUCCAUGAUAAGGUUCUGACAUCAUUUAUAUGAUAAAAGAUUGAAGAUGAUAACUCCUUUAAAAGAGUUGUGUAUUUUCUUUUCAUUUUCAGUGUUCAUCACUUGUAUUAAAACCAGUGGGUUUCCAUGCUACGCUGAGGAAAUUCGGUCUAAUUUGAUUUGGCUUGUUUCAUAGGUUAGUUUUGUUUUGGCACGCGUUACGUUACAGGCAUUUGCUAUAUAAGCCGCCGCAUUGAGGAAACAUAUAAGUUAUAUGUUUUAUUUGAGCCAA
Helianthus annuus (common sunflower) is the source of this 1302-nucleotide messenger RNA. Its product is annotated as cinnamoyl-CoA reductase 1. The transcript is spliced from 6 exons. Bases 31 to 1050 code for a protein of 339 amino acids. The record is from RefSeq and is a predicted model, not a curated record. Gene Ontology annotation, molecular function: oxidoreductase activity, acting on the CH-OH group of donors, NAD or NADP as acceptor. NCBI's taxonomy places the organism in Eukaryota, Viridiplantae, Streptophyta, Magnoliopsida, Asterales, Asteraceae.